UGCGUGGCACGGUGCCUGGGGCAUAAACAAGGGCUGCAGCUACCACCACUUCUACUGCGGUUACCACCACCAUCGUAUUUUCAGGAAAAGCUGGAUGAAGAGGUUGAAGAUGACAGUGAUGCAGAGACCUAUGGAGAAGAGAAUGAAGAACAGGGAAAUUAUUCUAAAAGAAAGAUAGUCUCUAACUGGGAUCGAUAUCAAGAUACUGAAAAAGAGGUCGAUAAUGAAAGUGGAGAAUCACAGAGGGGGACAGAUUUCAGUGUUCUUCUCAGCUCUGCAGGGGACUCCUUCUCACAGUUCCGGUUCGCCGAGGAGAAAGAGUGGGAUGGUGAAGCUUCAUGUCCAAAGCAGAAUUCAGCAUUUUAUGUGAACUGUGAGUCAUUGGUUCAAGCCCUUCAAGAACUGCCUCUCUCACUUCGACUCAAUGUUGCUGCUGAAUUGGUCCAGACUGCCCUUCCUUUAGAGCUUCCUCAGGUGAAACCAAAGAGAAAUGAUGAAGGCAAGGGACUCGGGAUGCAGUUAAAAGGGGCUCUGGGGCUUGGAGGAAAGGGGUCUGUCUCUGAGCUGAAAUCUGCUGCUGCUGGCUGUCCCUUGUACCUGGGUAAAGAUAGCCCAAGACCGGGUCCUUCUACGGGUUCUCAGAAGCCCACUGCCCCACUUCAGUCAGCAGCAGACCACUUGGAAGAAGAAUUAGAUCUGCUGCUUAAUUUAGAUGCACCUGUAAAAGCAGGGGCUAACAUCUUACCAGACCAGACACCUCAGGACCUGGAAUCCCAGAAAGAUGAGGAGGUGGCUCAAGAAGAAAAAGUUCUUGCAAAACCAGCUGUGACGGAAGAAAAGAACAUGGAAUCAGAGCAACCAAGUACAUCAAAAAAUGUUACUGAGGAAGAGCUUGAAGACUGGUUGGACAGCAUGAUUUCCUAACCAAAAAAAAAAAAUGUCUGAAGCCAAUUUUGGUUGCCUUGUAAGUAAGGGUGGGCCCAAGGCUGUCCUUCAAGAAUAGCUGGUAUACAAGCAUGUAAACCAGUGUGUUCUAUCAUGCUUACCGCUAAACACCUAGCUCUGUGUUUGACAACAGCUAAAAUAAUCUGUUUGAAGAGGCUCAUCGCAUUUGUUCUCUGGCUUAGUAAUCUAAGACAUUCUUUAAGGGCAGGGGAUGUUAUGGCCGCCGUUUCCAGCUUCCUUCCUCUCAGUGUUUAUGGCAAGUGCUGCUGCUGAAGAGAAUAGAAGCCACAAGGCAUGCAUUUGGCAAAAAUAAAACAAAUGGUGGUCUA
Pteropus alecto (black flying fox) is the source of this 1274-nucleotide messenger RNA. It is a transcript of the gene AVEN, whose product is annotated as apoptosis and caspase activation inhibitor. Gene Ontology annotation, biological process: negative regulation of G2/M transition of mitotic cell cycle. The annotation marks the transcript as partial. The record is from RefSeq and is a predicted model, not a curated record. The transcript has 6 exons. NCBI's taxonomy places the organism in Eukaryota, Metazoa, Chordata, Mammalia, Chiroptera, Pteropodidae.